UUUCCUAGUAGGGCUUGGGUUCUACUGUGGUAUGUAACCUUUUGAAAAGUUGAAGGAAUUUAUGAUCAACUUAGUUACUGCUCCGUAUUGCAUGCUCGCUUACGCCCCCUGCAUGUCUUAAUUCGGCUGCGAUUCCCGAGUCAGUCGCGUGGCUAAGUGCCGUUUAGCAUGCCAGAUUGAUUCUAGAACGGCGUUAGCAUGAUUGAUGACUCCAAUAUCAAGGGGAUUCCAAACGCCGCUCCAAGUCUCCAACUCCCCCUGGCCUACCCCGGCUGAGAAAUCUCCGAGCGAGUGGCGCAUCUAAAUCUGUUGGUAGAUCCAACGUGCUCGUUUCAAAUCGUUCUUCUGCUUUUUCUAGUUUAAUUUAAGACUAAUUUAUUUUGAACCGUUCCGGUUUAAACUUCCGAUUUUCCUCUUCAACACCCCCCUGUCGUGCUGAACCCGCCCUUUCCUUAAGCCACAGCAUUUCUUGAUGCGCAAUCAGUUUGCGCUGGAGUUUCUAAUAUGGUCUCGCUCAACGUUUUGAAAGAUGGCCCCCAAGUUUCGACCACUUAUGGCGAUGAAGCGGCGCAUGGAGGUCACUUCGUGCCCGCCAAAUACCGUGGUACCGUCAAGGACCAAGCGGACAUGAGUGCUCUGGGGCGAGAUCAGGUGCUGCGUAGAAACUUCCGGUAUAUUUCUAUUGUCGGCUUUGGCUGUACACUGAUCGCAACAUGGGAGGUUGUCCUGACAUUGCUCGAACAAGGCUUAACUGACGGAGGUACGGCCGGUUUGAUCUGGGGUUUCCUUAUCGUGGCAUGUGGCUUUCUGUUGGUUUUCCUGAGUUUGGCAGAGAUGGCUUCUAUGGCCCCGACAUCUGGAGGUCAAUACCAUUGGGUGUCCGAAUUCGCACCUCCUAGCUGCCAAAAGUUCCUGAGCUAUAUCACUGGCUGGCUGUGUGCUAUGGGCUGGCAAUGCGCUAUUGUCUCAAUUGCCUUUAUUGCGGGAACUAUCAUCCAGGGCCUCAUCGUGCUCAACCAUGAGGACUAUGUCUUUGAGCGAUGGCAUGGAACACUCCUGGUGAUUGCUAUCACCUUCUUUGGGAUUUUGUUCAAUACCUUCUUGGCCAAGAAACUGCCUUUUGUCGAAGUGCUAAUUCUUAUUCUCCAUGUUGUUGGACUGUUCGCCAUUGUCAUCCCUCUUUGGGUUCUGGCUCCUCGCAGAAGCGCUAAGCAGGUCUUUACUGAAUUCAACAACGGUGGUGGAUGGAAUAGUGACGGCACAGCAACCUUGGUGGGAUUCUCAACUACUAUUACGGCCUUGAUCGGAUACGACUGUGCCGUCCAUAUGUCCGAAGAAAUCAAGGAUGCAUCGGAGACUCUCCCGAAGGCUAUGAUCACUUCUGUUCUCAUUAAUGAUUGUGCGGGAUUUCUCAUGCUGGUGACGAUCUGUUUCACCCUGGGUGAUAUCGAUGAGGUCCUCGCAACCCCCACUGGGUACCCGUUCAUUCAAGUAUUCUACAAUGCCACCAACAGUCUUCCUGGCACGAACACCAUGACCGCUAUCCUGGUUCUUACGCUCACUGCUAGUACAAUUACUGAAUUGGCCACGGCCUCUCGCCAGCUUUGGUCCUUCGCCCGAGAUGGUGGACUCCCCUUUUCUGGAUUUUUCGGAUACGUCACUCCUGGGUGGAAUAUUCCUCUUAAUGCGGUGAUGGUUUCCCUUAUGGUAACGGUUCUCCUGUCGUUGAUCAACAUUGGGUCAACCACCGCGUUGUUGGCCAUCGUUACCCUAACCAUCGGAUCACUUAUGUCUUCGUACGUUAUUACGAUUGGAUGCUUGUUGUUAAAGCGGAUCCGUGGCGAGCCUCUCCCGCCCCGCCGGUGGACUCUGGGUCGGUACGGAAUGGCCAUUAACAUCGGAGCCUUGUGCUUCUUGGUGCCGGUGUUUGUGUUUGCUUUCUUCCCUCUGACCUCGACAGUCGACAAGGAGACCAUGAACUGGUGUGCGGUGAUGUACGGCGGCGUUAUGCUCAUUGCCAUCCUAUAUUACAUCUUCCGCGGCCGCCAUGUCUAUGUUCCUCCGGUUGCGUUGGUGAAGCGUGAAAUGUGAGAAGGCUAGAUAUUAUUGUCCUUCGCUGUAAACACUUAAUUAUAAU
Messenger RNA from Aspergillus alliaceus, 2137 nucleotides. RefSeq names its product amino acid permease-domain-containing protein. Gene Ontology annotation, molecular function: transmembrane transporter activity. The coding region runs from base 505 to 2091 and encodes 528 amino acids. Gene Ontology annotation, biological process: transmembrane transport. The transcript has 7 exons. The record is from RefSeq and is a predicted model, not a curated record. Lineage: Eukaryota; Fungi; Ascomycota; Eurotiomycetes; Eurotiales; Aspergillaceae. Gene Ontology annotation, cellular component: membrane.